AUGUCCCAGGCGCCGGAGCUUGAAGAGAACCAGCCUUUUGAGAUGAAAGAGGUGACAUACUCAACAGAGACUCUAGAGAUGACGAUGAAGGAGACGCCACCAUUCACCGAAGGAGAAAAGAUUGACGAACUAUUGAAGAAACCCACAUACCUCGUAAUGAAGCAUGACAAGAGGCGAACCCUAUGGCAGUAUUACAAGAACGAUGCAAACCACGAAGACACAAGGGAGAUGCUAGAAAUCAGCCAAACGGCACCCUACCUGCAUUUGCUUGUCACCACAUCGACCGACUUGAGGGCAUUGGUAAGAACAAAAUACGACGCUAAAGAGUGGCUGGCCUUUCUCGCUACGACACACGUUCCAGUAUUUCCAUGGGAACACUCCAUGUAUUUACUAAUCCGUCAAGCACUAAGAUCGUGUGGCAUUCGACCUAAGGGAGCUCUUGCAGGACUUAUCAAAACGAAAAAGAGGAGCGAUAGCUUUGCGCGAGAGAAGGAUAUGGACUUCUGUCCAUUGCCUUUCGACGAGUUCUAUAUCGAUGAUAUCGAAUUAGCAGCAAAGUGGUUCCACCUCACGCCCAUCCCUCAUCCAAUGACUGCAGACGGCUUCGACGACAAGGUGAUGAGCGCCCAUGGAAUACUGGAACAAGUCAGGGCACUGCCUAAAGUGAACACUGAAGAGCUUCUCAAAAAGGCCAUAUACGCAAAGGCCACUAUGGGAAGAAGGGAUCACUUCUGUCAAGCACUAAUCGCCAGCAACAGGGUAGCAUUUGAAAUGACAUGGGCCAGUUGUUUGGAACAUCUGGGUCUUCUUGACUUGAACAAAAAGGUGAAUUAUUUGUCCGAUCUACUGGAGACAUUGAUUAACGCAUCUGCAGGAUACAAGAGCCACAACAGCACAGCUUAA
Molecule: messenger RNA, 903 nt
Organism: Alternaria arborescens
Lineage: Eukaryota; Fungi; Ascomycota; Dothideomycetes; Pleosporales; Pleosporaceae
Exons: 1
Coding region: 1-903 (300 amino acids)
Source: RefSeq, a predicted model, not a curated record